GGUUGCAUUUGUGGGGUGGCACACGAGGCAGCUAUUUGCAGCAUCAGUGAAGCCCAGCAUCAGCUGGCUUCGUAUCUCAAGUUGGUGUUUGUAAAGAAAUUAAGGGAAAAUCCGCCUGACAGUUUUCCUGAUGUGCGGUUCUCAAUUCCACUCGGGAUUUUAAGGUCUUUCGAUCAAAUCGGAAGGAGUGUUGCACCCACAUGGGCAGCGUUCUGGCUUUGUCUUCCAGUCCGGGCCAUCAGAACUGGCCUUUCUCCACAGACCCACCUCCUUCCCGCUGGGACGCACACCCUGCUCACUGGGAUAGUCCACCGCGCUGGGAGAGGAGGGAUGGCCGCCUUCCCAACCCAGGCAGCUUUCACUCGUUGCACAGGAGCUGCAAAGACGUGUUUCCUCAACAGAUUGAGGGCGUUAAGAUGAUACUGAAUAAAACCCUGAGCAGCUUCUUUAAGGUCAGCCAUACGCUCCACCUCAGCGCUGUAAGUCCGUCGUAUUAUCGAUUUCACGUAGAGCACUUGCAGAGUGACGACUAUAGCAAAGACAAGGAUGCUCCAGCGUUGAUCGGGGAGAUGGACUCCUCAGGUAGUCUGAACGCCCACGCUCUGCUGCAUCUCACUGAGCGCGUGCGAGCCAGAACAGUGUUUCAGACCCAGCAGUCCCAGUUUGUAACGUGGCAAUUUGAAACUGAGUACAGAGGCAAUGACUUCACCGCUGCUGUGACGGUGGCCAACCCAGACAUCCUCAGAGAGUCAGUUAUCCUGGUGGCGCAUUUCCUGCAGAGCGUUUCUUCUGGGCUGGUGUUAGGAGGAGAGCUGGUCUACCAUCGGGGACGAGCAGAAGAAGGAGGCAUCCUUACUCUGGCUGGACAGUACUCAAGACCAAACUGGGUGGCAACAUUGAAUGCUGGCAAAGGAGGUGCCCAUGCAAGCUAUUAUCACAGAGCCAACAAACAGAUACAAGUAGGGGUGGAGUUUGAAGCCAGUACCAGGACACAGGAGACCACAACAUCCUUUGGGUAUCAGAUGGAGCUCCCAGAGGCUAAUAUGGUCUUUCGAGGUAUGAUAAACAGCCGGUGCAUAAUAGGAGGUGUGUUGGAGAAGCGCCUGACUCCUCUCCCAGCCACACUGAUUAUGGGUGCCUUUGUAAAUCAUAAAGGCGAUAAACUGCAAGUGGGUCUAGGCAUCAACGUGGGUUAAUCAUCAGCUAACCCCCGCUGGAAUUACACUCCGCUGCCUGGAUAUCCGUCCAGAGGCACGUUUCAGAGGCUUCAUUAACAACGUGACCUUCCGAGACUUUUUCAGCCUCACCAAAACACUUCCUGUUUCUUUAAGUCACCUACCUCUCUAAGUGGAGGCGAUGUUUGUCUGACUGAGGGACAACAGGAGGAUUGCACUGAGAGGAGUGGAUGAGCACCUCCAGGGGCUCCACAUACAGUAUGUGGCUACACAAAUGUUCCAGUCUCCCUAAACCCAAACUGUGCAUCCACUCCUGGACACUGAACCAAAAGGAUAAAAGGCAUACAGUACUGUAAAGUUAAAAUAAAGAUUUUAUAUUAUGGGUAGUCCUAAACAAAUCUAAUGUAAGUACACUGUAUUAAAGAACAAUAGGCUUUUUUUUAAAUGUUUUUGCCCAUCAGCUACAUUUUUAAUAGACUAUUUCCACAAGAUGCUUACAAAAGAUGUGUUUGCCCAUCUAACAGGUAGUGAUUGGUUUACAUCAGCGCCAGUAUCAAUUAAAAACAAAGCUCAUCAACUCACCUGCCAAAACAUUAAAUUUUAGCUUGAAUGUACAAUCAUUUGGUGCUCUCUAACCACGACACAAACAGAGAAAGCAUAAAACUGAAAAACUUCCGCGCUUACUCAUAAAAAGACAGUCUGUGUGGGCUAAUCUGCACACAAGCAAACGCUUAGAGGAUCAUUCCAAAUGGCAGCAAAUGCUGAAUCUGAGUAUGAGUAAAUGGGUCGGCUCAUGUUAAAACGUCAGUAAGAACCUUAAAAAAUAUGCAUGAGUAGGUGAAUGUUUGUUUGAUUGGGUACAGAUCUUUUUUUUUUUGUGCCGGCAUAUUAUAGUGUGCAAUCCACACAGAGAAAGGUGCUGCUUCAUACUGUAUAUAGUAAUUUAAGGUUCUGAGGGUUGAGAAAGAGGCUAUGCACUAAGUCUGCUGAUUGAGGACUGCGCUGUAUGUAUACUGUAUAGAUGAAGGCAUUUGGUAACACUGACUGUAUGCAACCUGCACUACUCGUACUGCGUUUGAGCAUUUCCAGUCCUCUUCAACUGGGAAAUGUUGCAUAUAUAUGGUUUAUUCAUUGUAUAAUGUCAGCAUGGAGAGAAAUGGAAGGGAUGGCUAUCUUUUUGAACUUAAUUUAUUAAAGAUGUUAUUUCUGUCAUUG
Messenger RNA from Oreochromis aureus, 2390 nucleotides. RefSeq lists its product as uncharacterized. Gene Ontology annotation, cellular component: mitochondrial outer membrane; mitochondrial outer membrane translocase complex. The transcript is spliced from 10 exons. Gene Ontology annotation, biological process: protein import into mitochondrial matrix. Gene Ontology annotation, molecular function: transmembrane protein transporter activity. The record is from RefSeq and is a predicted model, not a curated record. Lineage: Eukaryota; Metazoa; Chordata; Actinopteri; Cichliformes; Cichlidae. The coding region runs from base 201 to 1196 and encodes 331 amino acids.